Molecule: messenger RNA, 786 nt
Organism: Arachis stenosperma
Lineage: Eukaryota; Viridiplantae; Streptophyta; Magnoliopsida; Fabales; Fabaceae
Product: homeobox-leucine zipper protein REVOLUTA-like
Exons: 6
Coding region: 1-786 (261 amino acids)
Molecular function (GO): DNA-binding transcription factor activity
Source: RefSeq, a predicted model, not a curated record
AUGGAUGAUUUAUGUAGUGGAAUUGACGAGAAUGCCGUGGGGGCUUGUUCUGAGCUCAUAUUUGCUCCUAUUGAUGAAAUAUUCCCAGAUGAUGCUCCAUUGUUGCCUUCCGGUUUCUGCAUUAUCCCGUUGGAUUCAAAACCAGAUUCAGUGACAGCAAGUCAAACCCUGGAUUUGACAUCUGGUUUUGAAGUUGGCCCAACAACAAAUGGUGCAUGCGAUGCGGUAUCAUGUCAUAGUGCUCGGUCAGUGUUGACUAUUGCCUUCCAGUUUCCUUUUGACAGUAAUCUGCAAGAUAAUGUUGCUGUCAUGGCAUGCCAGUACAUCCGUAGUGUGAUUUCCUCAAUGCAGAGGGUUACCAUGGCAAUUUCUCCAUCUGGUAUAAACCCGACAGUUAGCUCAAAACUCUCUUCUGGUUCUCCAGAAGAUCUUACACUAGCCAACUGGAUCUGCUGCAGUUAUAGUUAUUAUUUGGGGACAGAGUUGCUGAGAUCUAAUUCUCUCAUUGGUGAGUCAGUGCUUAAACAUUUGUGGCAUCAUCAGGAUGCCAUUUUGUGCUGUUCUUUGAAGUCCGUGCCAGCGUUCAUCUUUGCAAACCAGGCUGGCCUUGACAUGUUGGAAACAACUUUGGUGGCUUUACAAGACAUCACAUGGGUAUUUAGAGGAAGAUUGAAAAGCAAAAGUUGGAGUAGACCCUGUGUCUUUGUGAGCCCAGAGCCACUACUAGACCCUGUUUUACUGUGCACCCACCUUCCGCCACUGUCGCUACCCCAGCGCCACCACUAG